Manis pentadactyla (Chinese pangolin) is the source of this 487-nucleotide messenger RNA. RefSeq names its product NADH:ubiquinone oxidoreductase subunit B2 (gene NDUFB2). Lineage: Eukaryota; Metazoa; Chordata; Mammalia; Pholidota; Manidae. The record is from RefSeq and is a predicted model, not a curated record. The coding region runs from base 50 to 379 and encodes 109 amino acids. Gene Ontology annotation, cellular component: mitochondrial inner membrane. The transcript is spliced from 4 exons.
GUGGGGCGCCGUCGGAAGUGACGCAAGGAGGCGGUGCGACCUGGUCCGGAUGGUGGUAGGCAUGUUGGCUCCGACGCGGCUGGUCCCUUACGUUCGUGUUGGAAGCCACUUCUUCAGAGGCCGGCGCUCACCGGCGGCCGGGGGCGGUGGAGUCCGUCAUGCUGGUGGCGGUGUGCACAUCAAGCCCCGGUACAGACAGUUUCCCCAGCUGACCAGGUCCCAGGUGAUCCAGGCUGAGUUCUUCAGUGCAACCAUGUGGUUCUGGAUUCUCUGGCGCUUUUGGCAUGACUCGGACGCUGUGCUGGGUCACUUUGCGUAUCCAGAUCCUUCCCAAUGGACAGAUGAAGAACUGGGUAUCCCUCCUGAUGAUGAAGACUGAAAGUGUAGACGCAAACUCUUUAUAAGCGGAGCCAAGUGAGAAUUUCAAGAAAUUAAUAUGCUUUAUAUUGUACAUUGAAGUUAUAAAUUAAACUGUUUUGGUCAAGAA